This is a messenger RNA of Marchantia polymorpha subsp. ruderalis, 5713 nucleotides long. Lineage: Eukaryota; Viridiplantae; Streptophyta; Marchantiopsida; Marchantiales; Marchantiaceae. The record is from the annotation of a GenBank genome assembly.
UCAAAUGCGCUGCUUAGAUAGAAGUGAAAGAUGAAUGAAACUGGCGUCGUGAAAUUCACAGAGAGAGAGAGAGAGAGAGAGAGAGAGAGCCAAGGCACACAGCACGGCGUCCCUGUAUGACGAGACUUAUGACCCUCUAGGAUAGAGGAGCGCGACGUUCGAAAUUAAAUGCACGAGCGCACAUCGAGGCCGGCCUCGGAAGCCGGGGACCACUCCCGCUGCUCGGCGCCAUUCUGCGCAAUGCGUGACCAGAACGACGUCGCACUGUUGCAAGAGGGUCCGGAGCUUGGGAUUUUGUAAAAUCGCCGAUCAAGUAUGUUGCCGAAACUGCGCCGGUCUCUCGGGAGCCCGGCCGCUGUCGACCCCGAGCUCAGCCGGUCGUCCAGGGCGAGGAGUGCAAAUCAUGUACGUAUUGUCGUGACGGCUUUUCGGAGGGAAGAGGAAUUGGCGAGCUGGUUCGAGAACCCCAUGAGACUCAUCGAGGACAAUGGUGAAUGAUCGCUUGAUCUGAGCACAAUGUGUCGGGAAAAAGUGGUCACCGUGGUUAUGACUAGCUCCAAAGACUCGUCGGAUAAAGCUGUCGAAGCUGUCCGAUCCACGAACGAUGGGUUUGAGGAUGAAUCCGACGUGGUACGGGAUUCUCUGUAUGCUCUUCAAGGUUUGCCGUCUGCCGUGAGGAAGCUAGAACGCCUGGCAAGGUCUUAUAAUGCAACAUCCGCAGAUAAAAGUAGUCAAAAUUUGACAACCCUGUGGACACGAUCUGUUACUGCGACAGCUCUGGGGAAGGUGCUGUCGUUAGUGGUUCGUGCAGGGCAUCUGAGGCGUCAAUUGGAUGCCUUCGUGAACUUUUUCCUUGAUGGAAGACAUGAUGACUGGGGCCACUCUGAAGACAACCCGCGUUGGGAAAGUAAAAGCAAGAAGAAGAAGAAGAAGAAAAAGAAGAAGAAUUCAUUGAAGAACGGUCCUUCUGAUGUAGAUAAAGAGGAAAACGGAGGACUGGAAGGUGUUGGCCAAGCAAAAUCAGGCAGCGGCACUUCAAAUCCUGACGUGUUGUCCUCUCGUUGCCUUGUAAACCAGGCUUUCGCUGCCGCUGUGAAAACUGUUCUCCGCGGGCAUUCGGCUGCUCUGAAUACGCUAGCUGCGUCAGUCACUUUGCGAAGGCUUCAGGAUACUUCAGAACACGGGUUUAGGGCAGCACAUUUAAGGGACCAAGACCCAGGUCCUGUUAUUGGCUAUGGUUGCCGCGAUAUCACCUUACUAGAAUUUUACCUUCACACUAGAGAACUUAGAGUUCAAUUGCAGGCGCUGGCAUACAUUUGUCUCCGGAGGAAUGGUAAAACUUUUUCUGGAAAUGUAGUAGGAGAUGAUGAUUAUUUAGAAAAAUGGUCAGAAGCGAAGACGAAAGAAAAACAUCAUGAAACUGGAAACUCGAUUCGUUCUCAGUCAGAUCACGCAAGGAGGGAUCAUACUUCUACGACCAGUUUUGAAUAUUUUCCAAGGGGAGCAGCUUUAUUGACCUACCUAUACGAGCAACUGAUGGAGGUGGAUCCUCUUCAUAUGGAGCUGUUGAGGUUUCUGUUUGAGCGAGCUUAUCAGCCAUAUUCGGUAUUUAUCCGUUCCUGGAUAUACCAGGCUGCUGUCAAAGAUCCGUUCUGUGAAUUUGUCAUUGAGCAAGGUGAUUUUAACCGGGGUUCAUCCACUAUCAACGCCAGGGGAAUGAGAAAUUUUUCCGUACAACCAACAGACCUAAAAUUGAGGGAAGGUGUAUCUGUACCGCGGUUCUUGGAAGAUGUCCGUAUCCCUUUGAUACGAGCAGGACAGCAAUUGCAGGUUCUGAUGAAGCUGGCGGAGACCUGUGAGUUAGCACAGCAAAUUGGGAAGACCACAAACCCUUCAGAACUGUUCGAAGGUCUAGACAUCUCUCCAGACUCACUGGCAGGCGACAGAAAGAACUCAGUUGAUUUGCCAGCGCUUGUCUACAGUAAGAUGCAGCUUGAAGAAACUGUAAAUCAGCGGGAGAACAAUAGGAAAGUAUUGAAUGAGCAGUUCGACAAUCUAUUCACAGAACUCGCUGCCAGGCGUCUGCAAAUGGAGAACAAGUCUCCCUGUUCCAGCGCGGCUGACAAACCACCCAUCAGUUCAGUAACCACGAACGUAGAUGACAAGCAGCUUUCAGCAGACACAGGCUCGGAGUCUCGACAAGAAGCAGCGUCACCCUCGUUAACCAUCUUCCCAGGAGGCGAGGAAAAUUCAGGGGGUGCUGUAGAUGGAAGCACUGGAAUAUUGAAGAGAACAUCAGGAAUUGGUGUUGGGGAUGAAGAAAUAGCUCCAGUAAUGGAAAAUCAUCCCGAAUCUUCAUCUCCAGAUAUCAUGGGGAUAGAUAUCACGGAGCCCCUUGAUUCAACUCUUGAAGAGGUAGUUCCCUCAGAGGAGAAGUCCGCGUGGUAUCCAACAAAUGGGAACGAUGAGUUUAAAGAAUUAAGUGCCGUUAAAAAUGGUUUUUGUGGCCCCGUGGAGUCAGAACAUAAAAUGAUGGAUAAAGUUGAAAUCUACGAACCGUUCCAGGUUUCCAACUUUCAGAUUUUUGAACCUGCAAAGGUCGCUGGUGUUUCUCAGAGCCCCGAGUCCCAAAAGCUUCACGUUCCAUCUCUCAUUUCUGAUCACCAACGAGGAGCAUCUUGGCCGUUGUGGGGGCUUCCAACCAAUCCCUUUCUCAUGCCUGCGACCGUAAAUGACUUUACACCUCAUUUUUACGCAUACACAAGCUUUGCAGGAACAUUUCAUCCCUGGGAUGUGACCACUAAGCUUUCAAGAGCAGGUCUUAAUUCUACACAAACGUCUGCUUUAGAGGAGUCGGCCAGGAAACAGGCAGAGAUAUCGGUUGAGCCAACAUGGUUUACUAGUUUAGAGUUGGCCCUUAAAGACCAACUUUUUGAAGGUCUCAAUGCUCACUUACUACUGCUGGAGUGGGACAAAGCUGAUCAUGUGUCUGAAUGUGACUUUGGACCCCUUGAUUCGUCAAAGCAGUCGGGUAACGGGUGGAACACCCAGCUGCUUGUGGAGUUGGAUGGUAGACUGACUGAUCCUCUUAACUUCUCAUCUAGUUUGCACUCAGAUUCAGAAACUACUGCGGAUUUAACAUCCCCUUCUGGGUCAAGUUUUUUAGACCAGGAUAUACUAAAGAAGUCCAGUGAGAAAACGCAAUAUAUAGGUACGUUAGAAAGUAAGGCAAAUUCAAAUCAAGGAUCAGAUUCGACUGGCAAAAGGACGUGUAAGAUUCAACCGGUCAGUGAAUUAAGUGAAGAAUCCCCACACGGAGAAUUCUCCAAGGACAUAGAUCUUCUUGGAACAUCGAUAGAAGAGUCAGAACUCUUGAAUCAAGAGCUUGGAUCAUCAGAAAAUGGGGCGGGCUUGGUUGCUUUGGCUAGUGAAGUCAGCGCGCUUCGUCGAUCCAUAGAGCGUCAUCAACAAUACGAUUUAGAAUCUCAAGAAGGGGAAGGAGUGGUUUACGAAGCUUUCAAAUGGCAGCAGUAUCUACGGUUUUCAGAAUCUCCAUUCGAGAGUGCGGUUCAACAUUGUAGUGAUAGUGCUGCUAACCAGGAUGUAUUGGCUAGUGGCGAAGAGAUUCCACUUUCUGUCGUGGUUAGCAAGUGUGUCAUCCAGGAGAUCCUCUCCCAAUACGAAUCAGUGAGUACACUCACAGUCAGAUUGUUUCACGAAGGACUUUGCUUGCAAGAUCACUACCACGCAUUACGGCGGUACUUUUUUAUGGAAAGGGGUGAUUGGGCUGAUUACUUCAUCGCAGCACUUUGCCAAAAUAGGUGGGGUCCGUCUGGACAUCAGCUUCGGCAAAUGGAGGUACAAGGAAUGCUCGAAGCAGCUUUGCAGAAGUCUUCUUGUGAAGGGGAGGAGUAUGCAGAAAGGUUGCUUGUCUGUUUUCAGGCACGAGAACCAAGUUCUUCUGCGGCCUCAGCGCAAGGAUCUACUAAAAUCUCAGUCGCUCCGUUCGUCGAUUGCAGCAGGCUUGAUGCAUUCGACUUUAUAUCGCUGGAGUACCGGAUUGAUUGGCCUCUUACCUUAGUUCUGACCAGCCACUCUCUUCAGUUGUACAAUGUGAUCUUUUCCUUCUUGAUGCGGAUAAAACUUGCGGUGUAUGCUCUUGCUGAUAUCUGGCGUCGGCUUCAGGGAUUGGAUAAGUCUUUUCAUAAAGUCAGACAUUCUCCCCAGUACCAGCAGCAAAGAAACAGGUUUCGAACUCUUCAACAGCUGAGGCAACAGAUAUACCACCUCGUAACGACCGUACAACGCUAUGUGGAGUCCAAACUGUUGUAUGUCGUCUGGAGCAAAUUUCUUCACGAUAUCCAACUGGAGGUGAACGAUAUGCAGGAUUUGAACGCUCUGCAUUGUGCUUACCUGGAGGGUGCUAUAAAUGAGUGCUUUCUUUCACCGAAUACUCAAGGAGUCAAAGGAUGCAUCGACACUAUUAUGCAAUGUGUGCUCGACUUUCUGUCGCAUUUGAAAGGUGCUUCCAAGAGCGCCGGAGAUGAUGAGUUGAUCGAUGAUCACCUCUUUGCGCAGGUUUGUCAGGUGAAUAAAGUAUUCCAGUCCAGUUUGCAGCUGCUGAAUAUAUACCACUUGAAGCAGGAACCCCAGUACCGAACAAAUUUAAGUGAUCUGUGGAUGAUCCUUGAUUUCAACGGUUUUGUAACAAAUGCUUUUUUUUCAGACUAGUUAGGUGUAGUUCUGUAUCAUGUCAACGUUUUCACGCAUGGAAACUGCAAGCUAGAGUCCUUGCAAUAGCAACGUUGAGUCUCUUCUCAUAAGAGAGUUCGUCAAAUCUGAAACUUCUGUCCAUAGAACAUCUCUCUUCAUGUAAAGUAUCAAGAUUUUAGAAACUACUCAUGGUAGCUUUCUGGAGCAGAAGCUAGAAAUGAGACCCCGAGCGCUGCUCCUUAGAAGUCCGUAGCACAUGUUCGGUUUGCCACAAUAGCUUCCCCCUCUGAGUUCUCUUAUCUUGUAACAUGAGCCCAAUUAGAUUUGAGUAACUGGUCGAUGACUAACCUGUCGCGGUGUUCCAACAUAGAUUCCAAUCUAUGUUGUUCAUGCAAAUUGAUAAGUCGUCUACCGGAUUUGUAGACAUAAGGAAGAAAUACAUCAGAUGCAUAGAAGUUUUCUGCUUCUUAAUGUGGUCACUGGGCUAAUCUGGUGCGGUCAUUAUCUGUAUUUCUCAUCUGUAGAUAACGUGGAAGAGUUAUAACAUUUUUCCUGCUUUAUCCGCAACUGUGGAUUCCAGAGCCCAUUCUGCCGAAUUCUGCUUCGAAUGCGGGCCGAAAGGAGCUGGUCCAAAGUGGUAGCAGGAGAGAGAUCUUAGAAAAUGUACCAGACUAGCGUUAUUAGUCUGAGUGUCUUAUGGCUAAUCAAACGGGAGUUGCUUCAAGGUAGUAACUAGACACGUCAGGCUAUCAACGUUGCAUUGGUCCUUCUUCUAAGUCCUUUUGCGGGGAUCAUUCAUAUCAUUUGGAUAAUAUCCUAUUUAAAUCACACACGAUCAUGUCACGAUUAGCUUGGCUCUGUACAUUAGAGCUGUCUCCCUAGACAGUACCACCAUUAGAAUCACAACGAAGUAAUAAGACAGGACAUGCAUGACAUUGUAAACGGUUGAACAUAUUGUUGUUCUCUGAAGGUUUUAUUGUGGUUUCUGAAGUUUUUGGGA